AUGUCUCUUACACCCCUUUCAUCGCUUCGCGUCUCCAAGCACCUAAUACCAGCACACAACCUCAUCCCAAACUGCAGCAUCCAAAACAAACCGCUGCUACACUACCACGCAGCCUUCCAGCGCCCCUCAGCCUCACAAAUCGAAUCCCACCUGUCGACAAUCGGCGUGGUCGCUCCGCAAUGGCGCUACACCAUGUACAGCCAGACACACUUCCACAGCACAUCCCACGAGGUCCUCUGCAUUAGCCGCGGCAGGGCCCGGUUGUGUUUCGGAGGGGAGGAGAAUGAGGGUAGGGUCGAACCGGUGGUUGAGCAGGGCGAUGUGGUUAUUGUUCCUGCAGGAGUUGGGCAUCGCUUGUUAGAGGAUCUGGAUGGGGGAUUCGAAAUGGUGGGUAGCUAUCCGGAAGGAUGUGAUUGGGAUAUGUGUUAUGGUAAGAAGGGUGAGGAGAAUAAGGUUGAUGCAAUUGAACAAUUGGGAUGGUUUCGGGAAGAUCCUAUCUACGGGAAUGAAGGGCCAGCUACAGAGGUAUGA
Messenger RNA from Fusarium sp. VM40, 531 nucleotides. Lineage: Eukaryota; Fungi; Ascomycota; Sordariomycetes; Hypocreales; Nectriaceae. The record is from the annotation of a GenBank genome assembly.